Molecule: messenger RNA, 2006 nt
Organism: Arachis duranensis
Lineage: Eukaryota; Viridiplantae; Streptophyta; Magnoliopsida; Fabales; Fabaceae
Exons: 7
Coding region: 647-1699 (350 amino acids)
Biological process (GO): spliceosomal snRNP assembly
Cellular component (GO): SMN complex
Molecular function (GO): RNA binding; protein binding
Source: RefSeq, a predicted model, not a curated record
UUGGGGAGGCGGUGGGGUCCACAUUUCAUUGAUCCUCUUCAUCCAUUCCCCGUUCUCGAAGCACUACAAGAAGGCAGAUCCGCACCCAUUUCUCCCUCGCCUCGUGCCUACUGCCUUCCUGGACAAACCCUGCCUGCACUCUUCCGCUUCCGCUCCCCUCCCCUUAUCUUUUUAUUUUUUAAAAUUAAUUUUCAUAGAUUGUAUUUACUAUCAAUUUGUUUAUCAUAAUUUCGUUACAAUUCGGUUUUGCUUUCUUCCUUUUUGGAUCCAAAGUUUCUCUGUUUCCAUCUUUUCUCAGCUCACAGGGUUCGGAAUUCUUAUGAGGCGGCUGUGUCCAAUGUUAUGCUAUCUCAGUUUAAUAUACUCUCACUGAAUUCAUAAUACACCAGAAUUACUUCACUUCUUUGAUCAAUAUAUAGCGCUUUCGUUGGAAUUAAUUGUUCUACACUGAUUGCCCCCUUCCUUUUCGAAUCGUAGAUUUAGGGUUUCUAUAAUCUAAUAUUCUAUUGUUGCAAUUGGAGUUAAACCAAAAGGAAAAAAAAGAGGCGCGGCAAGAACCGCGUGGAUUUUAUUUUUUAUUGGUGUGUUUGGAUCUUCGUCACAGAGUAGGGUUCAGGUAGUGGUAUAUUAAAUCGUUUUUGGGAGAAUGGAUAAGAAAAAGGUUGCGGUUCCUCUUGUUUGCCAUGGUCACUCUCGCCCGGUGGUUGAUCUCUUCUACAGUCCUGUAACUCCCGAUGGAUUCUUUCUCAUCAGUGCAAGCAAGGAUUCUAGUCCUAUGCUCAGGAAUGGAGAGACUGGGGAUUGGAUUGGAACAUUUGAAGGGCACAAAGGUGCGGUGUGGAGUUGCUGCUUGGAUACUAAUGCGUUGCGUGCUGCUACUGCUUCUGCUGAUUUUUCAACGAAAGUCUGGGAUGCAUUAACAGGAGAUGAGUUGCAUUCUUUUGAGCAUAAACAUAUUGUUCGAGCAUGUGCUUUUUCUGAGGAUACACACCUUUUGCUCACUGGAGGAGUUGAGAAAAUUCUCCGAAUUUAUGAUUUGAAUCGACCUGAUGCACCACCCAGGGAAGUUGAUAAAUCUCCUGGUUCAGUGAGAACUGUUGCAUGGCUUCAUAGUGACCAGACAAUAUUGAGUUCUUGUACUGAUAUGGGUGGAGUCAGGCUAUGGGAUGUAAGAAGUGGUAAAAUAGUACAGACACUUGAAACCAAGUCAUCUGUUACAAGUGCAGAAGUGAGUCAGGAUGGCCGUUAUAUUACAACUGCUGAUGGUUCUAGUGUGAAGUUCUGGGAUGCUAAUUACUAUGGAUUAGUAAAGAGCUAUGACAUGCCUUGUACGGUGGAAUCUGCAUCCUUGGAGCCAAAGUAUGGGAACAAGUUUGCUGCUGGAGGAGAAGACAUGUGGGUUCGUGUGUUUGAUUUCCAUACAGGCAGUGAGAUUGCAUGCAACAAGGGCCACCAUGGUCCUGUCCACUGUGUCCGUUUCUCUCCCGGAGGAGAAUCAUAUGCCUCAGGAUCUGAGGACGGAACCAUCAGAAUAUGGCAGACAGGUCCAUUGACUCAGGAAGACUCGGAGGCUUUACCUGCAAAUGGAUCAAUUGAGAAGGUGAAGGUAACUGCGGAUGAGGUUUCACGCAAGAUUGAGGGAUUUCAUAUUGCAGAUGAGGGGAAAUCCAAAGAGAAGGAAGAGGCAGGGGAGGAGUAAUGCUCUAAUAAUAAGCACAUUUUGUUUGGCAGAGUGUCGGUUUUCUUAUAUCAAGAGACCUACUUUAUAUAGCUGAUAGUAAACUACAUUUUGUAAAUUUUUAGAUUGUAUUGGACAUUUACUGAACGGAACGAUCUUGUUCUAGAAGCUUUAUGGUUGCUUUCGUUUCAACUCUAUUUUGGGAGUUUGGGGAUAUAGGAAUGGACGUGGUAUACUUGUUCAAAAAUCAUGACCAUUGAAGUGACUUUAGAGUUUAGUCUAUUUGUGUUUGGAUUAGUUUUACAAAUUAUGGAGUUUUGUUAUUUUA